Penicillium brasilianum is the source of this 1002-nucleotide messenger RNA. NCBI's taxonomy places the organism in Eukaryota, Fungi, Ascomycota, Eurotiomycetes, Eurotiales, Aspergillaceae. The record is from the annotation of a GenBank genome assembly.
AUGGCUCUUGUCUCAGGCCCAGGUAGAGCUGGCGGCAUCUCAAACCAGGAGCUACACACCUCGAAGCACGUGGCUUACAUCAAAAACCUGGACACUCGGAAAGAUGAACUGGAAUACUGGCUGACAGAGCACUUACGCCUCAAUGGUGUCUACUGGGGACUGACUGCUCUCCAUCUGCUGGGCCAUCCUGAUGCCUUACCCCGCCAUGAAACCAUUGACUUUGUGCUAUCCUGCCAGAAAGAUAAUGGAGGAUUUGGUGCUGCCCCUGGCCACGAUGCUCACAUGCUAUACACUGUCUCCGCGGUCCAAAUCUUGGUCACCGUUGAUGCAGUGGAUGAGCUAGAGAAGCGUGGUCUUGGGGGCAAGCAGAAAGUUGGUGCCUUCAUUGCCAGUCUGCAGAACAAAGAAGACGGCUCAUUCAUGGGAGACCAGUGGGGCGAGACCGAUACCCGUUUCCUCUACGGAGCACUCAAUGCCUUGUCGCUCUUAGGUCUGCUGGAUCUGGUCGAUAUUCCCAAGGCGGUUUCUUAUGUAAAAAGUUGUGAAAACUUUGAUGGAGCCUACGGUGUUACCCCUGGUGCAGAAUCUCAUUCAGGGCAAGUCUUCACGUGUGUUGGGGCUUUGACCAUUGCCGGCCGCUUAGAUCUGGUGAACAAGGAUCGCUUGGGGGCAUGGCUGAGUGAACGGCAGAUUGAUAAGGGUGGCUUUAAUGGGCGUCCUGAGAAACUGCCAGACGCCUGUUAUGCCUGGUGGGUGGGGUCUAGCCUGGCCAUGAUUGACCGCCUCCACUGGAUUGAUGGCAAGAAGCUUGCGUCUUUCGUGUUGCAAUGCCAGGACCCGGAAGCUGGUGGCUUUGCUGAUCGCCCUGGGAAUAUGGUUGAUGUUUACCAUACUCACUUUGGCGUCGCUGGCCUGAGCCUUUUGGGACUGGAGGGACUACAAGAAGUAGACCCUGUCUACUGCAUGCCCAAAUCUGUCAUUGCACGAUGCUUUGCCAAGUGA